Molecule: messenger RNA, 823 nt
Organism: Cervus elaphus (red deer)
Lineage: Eukaryota; Metazoa; Chordata; Mammalia; Artiodactyla; Cervidae
Exons: 4
Coding region: 68-823 (251 amino acids)
Source: RefSeq, a predicted model, not a curated record
UCUGGCCCCAGGACUCUAUAUCCUUCAGAGUAGGGGCAAAGGCACCUCAGUAUCUGGGCAAGGGAUCAUGAAGAGACAAUGGGGAGCCCUGCUGGGGCUUCUGUGGGUCCAGAUUUGCUGGGUGAGAGGAGUGAAGGUGGAGCAGAGCCCUUCAGUCUUGAAGCUCCAGGAAGGAGCCAACUCUACUCUGAGGUGCAAUUUUUCUGACACAGUGAGCAAUGUGCAGUGGUUCCAGCAGAAUCCCGGAGGCAGCCUCACCACGCUGUUUUCCAUAACUUCAGGGACGAAGCAGAAAGAAAGGCUGAGUUCCACAGUGAAUUUUAAGGAACGGUAUAGCACCCUACACAUCGCAGCCUCCCAGCUGGAAGACGCAGCCACCUACCUCUGUGCGGUGGAGGCACAGUGCUCCCCGGUGAUCUGCAGCCUGUGCCCAAACUGCAGCUGCCUCAGCCCCGCCCCUCCGCAGGGCUACACCAUGCAACUGGACUGUGUCAGUCUUGGAAACGAGGUGGAGCAGAGUCCUUCUACCCUGAGUGUGCAGGAGGGAAACACCGCUGUUAUCACCUGCACUUAUACAGACACUGCUUCAGAGUAUUUCCCUUGGUAUAAGCAAGAACCUGGAAAAGGUCCCCAGCUCCUUGUAGCUAUUCAUUCAAAUAUGGGUGAAAAAAAAGACCAGAGACUGACUGUUUUCUUGAAUAAGACCUCCAAACGUCUCUCCCUGCACAUCGCAACCAUCCAGCCUGGAGACUCAGCUGCCUACUUCUGUGCAGCAAGGACACAGCGCUGCCCAGGCAGCCGCUACCUGUCCUCAUACUUGUGA